AUGGAGACACGAGUCGUCGAACGCAUUGACCAGACCGAGCGGAUGAUGACAGAGCGACUCGACAGACAUGAUCGCCGUCUUCGUGCGAUCGAGGAUUAUUUUCAUAUCCGCCGGUCACCUACUCCGAUGCCUCAGCAGGAGGAGAGACAUAUUGGUACCUCACAUGGUCCUCAUGGAGCAGAGGAGAAUGGGUGGCAAAGGGGGCAGUUCUGGCGGCAAGGCGGUGGAGACAACGGAGGAGGGAAUGGAAGAUCUAGUGGCAGUGGUUUGUCUAAGGGCGGAGGCAAUAGUGGUGCCCGCGGUGGACAUAUGAAAGCACCGGGCGACGAUGGGUCAUUUAUUUCAAGAGCUGGAUUUAAGGCAAAUCCUCAGCUCAACAUUUCGGGCUUACAUGUGAUCAAGAUUGAAGAGCAUUUGGAGAUGGAUAACAAGGGUUGCAGCAAAGAAACUGGAGCAGGUGCAGCAGGAGCUGGUGGUGGCAAUAGCAGUGGUGGUGGGACUAACAAAGGUGGCAACAAUGAUCUGAUCAUGAAGGCUCCUGGUGCUGAUGGUGCAUAUAUAUCAAGGACUGGCUUUGAGAACGAUCCAAAGGGCUACUUUUCUGACCUGCAUGCUAAGGAGAAGGCCAGCAAAUGA
Messenger RNA from Coffea arabica (coffee), 636 nucleotides. The record is from RefSeq and is a predicted model, not a curated record. Lineage: Eukaryota; Viridiplantae; Streptophyta; Magnoliopsida; Gentianales; Rubiaceae.